GAGGAAGGGAGAGAGGAAGAGAUGGAGAGGGAAAGGGAUCUUUUCGGUGGUCCUCGACGUCGAGUACUGGAGUAAUCUGGAGGUUUAGAGGUGGAGGAGGAGACGAGCCGUGAAAGAAACGAUUUUUAUUUGUUUUAUUAUUAUGAUUCAUUUCUUUCUAUUUCUUUCCUCCUCCUUGUGUUUCCUAUAAAAAAGAGAUUUUUUUGGUAAACAUAGUGUCGGGGUUGGAGAGAUUUGAAUAGCUCGUGGAAUCGUGUGAGAGUUGGUUGUGUCUUCGUCCCUGUUCUGAGGGAUUCCGGUUGAAAGAUCUGUUCUUUGAAGAGAGAGAUUAAUAGGUCGAGAUCUUGUCAGAAUAGUACAGUUAGGAACGGAGGAGAAAAGGCCGUGCCUUUUGCUGUAGAUUUAGUGGAGAGAAGAGGAGGAAGUGAUGUACAGAUCACCGUCGUUGCCGGUGUCGAAGGAUCUCAAUCUCCCAUAUCCAAGCGCAGCUCCUUUCGACGGCCACCGGAAGCAGGAAUCCAGCUCCAACAUCAAUCCUUACGGUGGCCACCACCACCAGGAGGAGGAGGAACAGCAGCAGCAGCAGACGAGCUCCGGCCUCCUCCGCUAUCGAUCGGCCCCGAGCUCGAUGCUCGGAGAACUCUGCGACGACUUCCUUCCUGAGAGAACCUCGUGCCCUGAGACCGAGACCUUGUUCGCCAGAUUACUAGCCCCGGAUCUCCAGAUCCGCGACAAGCCUCCCGGUAGUGGCGGUGGUGCAGCCAUAAGCCAGAGGAGCCCUCAGUUCACGCCGCCCCAUCCGCCACCGGCAGCUUUCUCCUCGCAGAUCAUGUUUCACCAGCUGCAGAAGCAGCAACAUGUGAGCUCGAUGGCGAUGGAGACGGAGCAGAUUAAAAACGGAGACGCGGACAGCUCCUCCACCCACCCACGGCACAGCAGCUCUCCUGGUGGUCUCUUCUCUCACCUGAGCGUGGAGGAUGGAUAUCCUAUGCUGAGAGGGGUGGCUGGUUUCCGCAACGAGGAUGAAGCAGACAGGCUAAGGAACCAGAUAAGCUUCUCGUCGAGGCAAAACUCCAUGAUGUCGCAGAUCUCCGAGGUCAUCGGUGGCAGCAGCCCCGAAGAGAGCAGCGGAGGCAGGUGCUACAUGCCGGGAUUUCCAACAAACACUUGGGACACCUCCUCCUUGUUCUCGGGCAGAGACGACGGAGGGAAGACGACGACUGAUGCGCUUAAUCCUGCGGAGCUUCAGAUUGGAGAGGCGAGGAAUCAUGCCGCAGGAUACUUGGCGUUCCAGGAUGCUGUCCCCUGCAAGAUCCGAGCCAAGCGCGGCUGUGCAACUCAUCCUCGAAGUAUAGCCGAGAGGGUGAGGAGGACCAGAAUCAGCGAGAGGAUGAGGAAGCUGCAGGAACUCGUGCCGAACAUGGACAAGCAAACGAACACAGCCGACAUGUUAGAUUUGGCCAUCGGAUACAUCAAAGAUCUGCAGAAGCAAGUGAAGGUACUGCGUCUGCAAAGGUUUGCUGGUAUUGUAGUUCUUGUGAAUGUUAAUUGGAUUGUUUGUUGUUGUGGAAGACACUGGCGGACAGCCGGGAAAGCUGUGCCUGUUCAUCCGGGAAACAGCAGUCGCAUAGUUAGUGGUGGUUCAUUCAAUCAGAGCUCAACAAUGUUCUUGGCAAUGGCGGAUUCAGUUGGAGGGGAGAUCCACAAUGUUCUUGCCGAAAAUGGUAUGGGAAUCAUCGACAAGAGGAUGGAUACAGAAGGAGGAGCUUCUUUUUUUGGUAGACUUGUCUUGUGUUUCCUUUUUAUUGCCUUUUUAGCUGUGGAAGUUGUGGACGUACCUUCGGGCUGAAUCAAAGUACAACAUGAUUUCUUUCUC
Molecule: messenger RNA, 1876 nt
Organism: Musa acuminata subsp. malaccensis (wild Malaysian banana)
Lineage: Eukaryota; Viridiplantae; Streptophyta; Magnoliopsida; Zingiberales; Musaceae
Product: transcription factor bHLH130
Biological process (GO): regulation of transcription by RNA polymerase II
Cellular component (GO): nucleus
Molecular function (GO): DNA-binding transcription factor activity, RNA polymerase II-specific; RNA polymerase II cis-regulatory region sequence-specific DNA binding; protein dimerization activity
Source: RefSeq, a predicted model, not a curated record